AAGGAGCUGGGAGAGUGCUGCUGAGUGGUGAAACAGAGAAGUGAGGCAGAAAGAAGAGUUGGAGGGGAUAUUUUUGAGGAACCCAUUCUGACGUCAGAAACAAAAAGGGAGAAGGAGCUGUCUUUAUACGCGUACAAACUGAAACGAUACAGACACACAUUAGAGAAAGGCAGAAAUGUAAAUACCACGAACAUAAACUAUAUUCUGCAUAUCAACAAUCUCACCGAGCAAAGUAUCAUCUUCUGCAAACGGAGCAGCAUCUAGCACAGAGAGUGAACAGAGAAAACCACAGGUUUUUAAAUAGAAGGCUCAAAAAGAGAAGUGUGAAGUGGACGGACAAACACACAGAGAGAGAGAAAGAGGGAGACAGAGUGAGAGCAGAAGUUUACAUCAGCGUCUAAGAAAAGCAGAGUGGCAACCAGUGUCACCGAGGGACUACAGUUAUCGCUCUGAGCCGGGGCAACUGAGGAUUUACUCACAGCAACGGUUUUAGAGAGCAGCGAGGAGGACAGGAGGAAGAGAAGACUGGGGAGAAGAAACUGAGGGAUAAAGAUAAAGGAAGAGGUGACGCACUCAAAGGGAAAGAGGGUCGCCAGCCAUGGGGAACCUCAUUAAGGUCCUUGGCAAGGAUUUAGAGAACUGUCCACAUUUUUUCCUGGACUUUGAAAAUGCCCAGCCCACGGAGGCAGAGACGGCCGUGUGGAACCAGGUCAGCGCUGUGCUGGAGGAGGCUCAUGGGAUCUUGGCCGAGCUGCAGUCCUAUAAUGGCGCGGGCCAGGAGAUACGAGAAGCCAUCCAGAACCCAGGCGACCUCGCUCUGCAGGAGAAGGCCUGGAACGCAGUCUGCCCCCUGGUGGCCAAGCUGAAGAGGUUCUACGAGUUCUCGCUCCGACUGGAGAACGCCUUGCGCAGCCUGCUGGAGGCGCUGACCAGCCCGCCGUACGCUCCCAUGCAGCACCUGGAGAGAGAGCAGGCCUUGGCCAAGCAGUUCGCAGAGAUCCUUCAUUUUACGCUCAGCUUUGAUGAACUAAAGAUGACAAAUCCAGCCAUUCAGAAUGACUUCAGCUACUACAGGAGGACUAUAAGCAGGAACAGGCUGAACAACCAGCAGCUGGAAGCAGAGAAUGAAGUGAACAAUGAAAUGGCCAAUCGGAUGUCUCUGUUCUACGCUGAAGCGACACCGAUGCUGAAGACUCUGAGCAACGCCACCACCAAGUUUGUUUCAGAGAAUAAGACUUUGCCCAUAGAGGACACCACAGACUGCCUGAGCACCAUGGCCUGUGUGUGUCGUGUCAUGCUGGAGACUCCGGAGUACCGCUGUCGGUUCACCAACACAGACACUAUGCUGUUCUGCAUGAGGGUGAUGGUGGGUGUCAUCAUCCUGUAUGACCACGUUCACCCUGUCGGGGCUUUCGCCAAGACCUCCAAAAUUGAUAUGAAGGGCUGCAUCAAGGUGUUGAAAGAGCAACCGUCCAACAGUGUGGAGGGACUUCUGAAUGCACUGAGGUACACAACACGGCAUCUAAAUGAUGACAGCACCUCCAAACAAAUCAGGGCCCUCCUGCAAUGAGAGAAAGGGGAGAGCGACGGGGGACGGGGGGGAGAAAAGAAGGAGGCAAAAGAAGAAGACGACGAGGAAACAAACGCCAGUGGCUGAUAAACCUGUUUGUUUACAACGAACAAAGAAAUUCAUCUCCAGGUUAAGAGCAACCUGAUGAUAAUAAGAAGAGGAAAAUAAUUAUAUAUAUUGUCAGCUGUCCAUCAUUCUGUCUCUCAUUUUGUAAAGUAAGAAAAGAGAAAAAAAAAGCCAGAAAAGAAGAUAUAGAUAUAUAUUAAAAGAAGUGAAACACAAGCAGCAGAUGAACAAUAGGUAGGACUAAAGAGGAAGCUAUAUCGGAAAAAUGUAAGGUCAGAACCGACGCAAACUGAAAAUGUAUGAAAAAAAAGGGUUCAUGUUCCAGCAGUAGUCUGACAAGUAUUUUUGCACACACUUUGAAAACAAUGCCAUCUCCUUUUCCCCUGAAAUCUGAUCCCAAACUGGUUCCCUGAGGCUUUCCUGCGCACCUCCUCACAUUCACAUUCAGCUCAACUGGAGGGGUUUUCAGCUUUUAAAGUUGCAGAAACAGUGGCGAGGCCUCUCUGCCUCCUCCGGCUGCACCGAUCUCCAUCUGCAGGCGAAUCAUGAAGCAAUGUGAUGGAUUCACUCCGGAGAUUUGCUUCCGCCGGUAUCAAUUCUUUUCUACGUCGGUGCAGCUGGAGGAUCAGACGCCUCAUUUUGGCCCUGAUUUCUUCUUCAUUGUCCAUCUUCCCACUCAUCCAUCCAUCCACUGGAGAUGUGGUUUUUCCUUGGCACAAAAGGAGUACAGAUCCACCCAUGUAGUGUGCCCUGACGCUGUACAUGUUUCCAGCACAACAUUUUGUGAUUUUUCUGGCUUUACUUGAACAACGUUUUUCACUCUGUCUGUCUUUUUCUCCAUGGUGCUAAUGUGGUUUAGAUAUCACAGUACUAGCUUGUUAAAUUUAAUUUGGCAAUGCAAGAGAAUAAUAAAAAAGUCAUUUUGUCUUUCUUUUUUUGGCACUGAUUUGUUAAAUCUUAAAUUCUGAGAACUGCACAUCGUUCCCAGCUAUUCUUUGCUUUAACAGUUGUGCAAAAACGGAGACAAACUGAGAUUUCGCAUGACUUGUAAAAAUCCAAGAAAGGCAUUCUAGGAAAACCACAGCACACUUUACUUCUACACCCAGUGCCAAAGCUGAUUGGUUUACGCUCUUGUUACAUCAUCGAACCAGGCUCGGAGGGGUUUGAGGGCAGGGAGUCUUGUAGUCCUGCAACACAUCCCUGAUCAUCUUUUCAGGGACACGUGAAGAUAAGAAACGGCCAGGACGACAUUGACGGCGGUCAGAUUUACACACAUGUGCAUUUUAAAAGAGAUCUGAGUGUCCCGGUGUAAAUAUGUGAGGCUUUUCUCGACAGGCAUCUACAUGGUCCACGUGGGUCCACAAGGAAAAAACACAACCACCACCAACACCUGCAUACAACUAGAGUUCUUUCUUUUAGUACGAGGUUGAUAAAGUCAUUCAAUAAGUGGGAAAUAAAAAUGAAAAUUUAAAAAAAAAAUGUUCAAAAGGAGACUAAAAAGAAGUGCUGUACUUUGGAUGUCUAUAGCCCUUAGUCUAAUUUAAUUUGAUCUUAUAAUAUAUUUUCUAUACAGGGGUAUGUGCACAAGCAUAUUCUGUAUAAAUACAUAGAUGGCAUGUUGUAAAAGUUCUGACAGAAAUGUGUAAAUAAGGUGUUUUUAUUCAUUUUUAAUUGUUCAGUGACGCUGGAAUUGGGUAUGUGUUGUCUCUCAGAAUUACCAUGCGUUUGGCUUGGACCAUCGGACUUGCCGUAGUCAUAGGUUUCAGAAACUCAGCUUCAUUAUGGCGAAUGAACCGGAGGGAGGGGGGAGGGGCAGGGGCUGUCCAUUUGCUUGUUAUUUUGUAUAUUUUGUGCAACAAUAAACUUGUCAUUUAUUACAUUCAA
Acanthochromis polyacanthus (spiny chromis) is the source of this 3520-nucleotide messenger RNA. RefSeq names its product family with sequence similarity 49 member A, like (gene fam49al). The transcript is spliced from 11 exons. Gene Ontology annotation, biological process: regulation of actin filament polymerization. NCBI's taxonomy places the organism in Eukaryota, Metazoa, Chordata, Actinopteri, Pomacentridae. The record is from RefSeq and is a predicted model, not a curated record. Gene Ontology annotation, molecular function: small GTPase binding. The coding region runs from base 599 to 1570 and encodes 323 amino acids.